Molecule: messenger RNA, 1308 nt
Organism: Penicillium diatomitis
Lineage: Eukaryota; Fungi; Ascomycota; Eurotiomycetes; Eurotiales; Aspergillaceae
Exons: 4
Coding region: 1-1308 (435 amino acids)
Biological process (GO): protein homooligomerization
Source: RefSeq, a predicted model, not a curated record
AUGGCUGCAGACUCAUCCAACGCAUCGACGCCAGCCAGUACUGGGAAGGCCUCGGCGUGUUCCUUACCUCCAGACAAGGUCUUUUCCAUCCAGAUCGGAUCCGAGCUCUUUCGUCUCUCGGGGGCCUCGAUUGCCUCGGAUGCGCCUUCAUACUUUUCACGCUUUUUCGAAGAGCAAUUGCGGUUUGUGGACUCUGCCAACGUGCGAGCCCUCUAUAUCGAUCGCGACCCUACAACCUUUCAAGACAUCGCCCGUCAUUUACAAGGGUAUCACGUUCAACCGCGAGAUGGCACGCAAUUUGUCAAGCUCUUCGCCGAUGCGCAAUUCUACACAUUGCCCCGACUGAUGUCCCAACUAUUCGAGUCGGAGAUCUUCAUCCAAAUCGGCGACCGCCACUUUCAAAUCCCUCGCGACAUCUUCUCUAGUCCUGGCGAUUCCCCCAACUUCUUUACGCUGGGCUUUGGUGCCUUUUUCGCCUCGCCCACCGAGGUGUUUCCGGGUCUCGACCGUGUAGGUCUCCUGAGGCCUCCAGCGAUUGUCCCCCCUAGCGUUCCCAAUCGCUCCGCGGAGGUCUUUGCUGAGUUGUUGCACCUUCUACGUGGAUAUCCCCUUCACAUUCGGAAUGCCGAGCACCGUGCCGAGCUGCUUCGUGAUUGUCGAUACUUCCAUCUUCGAGGCCUGGAGCAAAAGCUGAUUCCCCACCGUAUUGACUACAACCCAUACCGAGGUCGAACCGAAAUUGUCGUUCGUCUUGAAGAUGUUCGUCCAUCGGGGGUUCAGUACAAACCUGAUCCUACAGGUCGUCCGGGAGCUGGGUUAAUCAUGUACGCACGUCCGUUUGUUGAUGAAGUUCCAGCGGAUUUGGUGCUGGAGAUCCCGGAUGCUUCAACAAUUGUGAACCGGAGGCAUUGCCGCGCGGACUUUUUAGGGUUGACAAAAUCGCGUGUGGUGAGUUUGCUGCAAGUGAUAGCCAAAAAGAUGAAUCUAGCGAAUGGGCAUUUUGAUGCCAGCUCCCCCCUAGGUAUACGCUGGGACAGAGCUACGGAUCUAACGGUCGACGGAGAAAGCAAUCCUGCCGGCUUUACUUUGUCACCUUCCGAUGCGGGCCUGGACACGCCUCCCGCCAAGCGCGCGAGGACAGAUGGGGCUAGCGAUGCCAAUGCGGAGAUACUCCUGGUCCGAACUGGGCAGUGGCGAUUGGGGAUUGAAGAGGAUAGCAACGGGACUCAUAAAGCCGUUUUGGUCGCGAUCAAGCUAGAUAUAUGGACAGAGUCGCGAGUCCGAAAUCAACAUCAACAAUUUUUGUAG